AUGACAUUAGAUAUGGAUCAAAGUAUACAUGAAAAAUAUAAACAUUAUUAUUGGGGAAUUCCGGAUUCUCCAAUAGACUGGUGCGAGAAUAAUUACCAGAUAUCACCAUAUAUUUGUGAGUUUUACAAUACCUUUUCAUCGUUUGCCAUAUCGUUUUUCGCAUUGUAUGGUGUCUUUCUUUUAACCUAUCCCUUUGGUGGCAAAUUACAACAACAUGUCAAAAUACUUAAAUCACUAGAGAUUCGUGGACGUACUUUAUUGGCGUACGCCGCAUUGUCGACGGUCGGUGUCGGAUCGGCCUUUUACCACGCAACUCUUCUCUACAAACACCAACUGUUUGAUGAGUUCCCAAUGGUCAUCUCUGUCUCUUUGUUUGUCUACUGUAUAUUGACGAUUCGUCCCAUCAGCAAACAAGAUUCUCCCAAAUACCGUCUCUUCCGUCACCUCCUCCCCUGGGUACUAUCAUUGUACGUGUGUGUUGUCGCCGGCACCAUCUUUGUCAUUCGUGACGUACCAACUAUCCUCCAAGUAUCAUUUGGAGCCCUUGUUUUCAUUCUCAUCACCAUCUCUCAACAAACCAUCAAGACGGUGGAAGAACCACUCUUCAAAUCCAAUCCAAAACGUUUACUCCUCUACUCUACCAUUUCCAUGGUCACCGCAUAUUUCAGUUGGUUGAUUGAACGUAAACUAUGCUCGGACGGCGGCUACGUCAUCCCAGGUCUUCAGUUGCAUGCCAUCUGGCAUGUACUCACCGGUCUCUCUGGCUUUUACUGGAUGCAAUUCUAUCUUUGUCUAUAUCUCGAAAAAUUAAACUACAAGACUCAAAUCAUUUGGAGUUGGUUUGGCGUUGGUUCAAUCAUUGCCAAUAUUAAAUCAAGUUCCCCAAAUUUAAAUAAUCAAAAUAACCAGAAUAAUAAUAAUAAUAAUAAUAAUCUAAAUAAUAUUAAUACUAAUUAA
This is a messenger RNA of Cavenderia fasciculata, 957 nucleotides long. RefSeq names its product alkaline dihydroceramidase (gene dcd3B). NCBI's taxonomy places the organism in Eukaryota, Evosea, Eumycetozoa, Acytosteliales, Cavenderiaceae. The record is from RefSeq and is a predicted model, not a curated record. The coding region runs from base 1 to 957 and encodes 318 amino acids. The transcript is spliced from 2 exons. Gene Ontology annotation, biological process: ceramide metabolic process. Gene Ontology annotation, cellular component: endoplasmic reticulum membrane.